This is a messenger RNA of Phlebotomus argentipes, 3059 nucleotides long. Its product is annotated as SPEG neighbor protein-like. Gene Ontology annotation, biological process: synapse organization. The record is from RefSeq and is a predicted model, not a curated record. Gene Ontology annotation, cellular component: neuron projection membrane. The transcript has 6 exons. The coding region runs from base 423 to 1229 and encodes 268 amino acids. NCBI's taxonomy places the organism in Eukaryota, Metazoa, Arthropoda, Insecta, Diptera, Psychodidae.
ACGCCAUCCAUCCAUCUGAGAUUGAGUGCUAAGGUGAUUGCUUGCAGGGCGCUUCUUAUCUGCGCGUUAUCUCGCGAACCACCUUCGAGACAAAAGUGUGAUAAAAAUUUAAUUAAAUUCUUCUCUCGCCCUGCGUGAACGUGAGUAAAGUUAAUUUAAUAAAGUGAUUCCCAGAGUCGCGCAACCCUUCUUCUUUAUCGCGCCAAAGCGGAGGAACGAUUUUUUGUGCUCUGGGCGACGGGCUAAAAAAGAAUAUAUAGAGAAAGCGCGAGGGCCCGAAAAAAAACAACAUUUUGGGCGUGAAAAGUGGUGAAACGAGAGUGAAUAUCCCCGAGGGUGGAACAAAAAUGUUAAAUAAAGUGAAAAAUAAGGGUGACCAGUGAAUUGAACAAUCGUGAAUAAUUGAUCGUGAGGGAAAUGCCAUGGAGUUGUGGAUUAUUUUUCCUGUGAGCCUGCUAACCCUUCUAGUCAACGUGAUAGGAUUCAUUAAUGUGGAGGCGCCCAGCUACUGGGACACGCCGUUCGCCCAGCCGUACUUCGACAACACAACGAAGCGCGACCUCACCGCCACCGUGGGCCAAGUGGCUCUGCUGCGCUGCCGCGUCCGCAAUCUUGGCGACAGAGCCGUAUCUUGGAUACGAAAACGUGACCUGCACAUUCUCACCAUUGGCAUCAUGACCUACACAAACGAUCAGAGAUUCCAGAGCUUGCACACUGAAGGCUCAGACGAAUGGACGCUGAAGAUUUCCUCGCCUCAGCUGCGAGAUUCGGGAAUAUAUGAGUGUCAGGUGUCGACGGAGCCCAAAAUUAGCAUGGCAUUCAGGCUCACCGUCGUAGUGUCGAAAGCGAAAAUACUCGGCAAUCCCGAACUAUUCAUCAAGAGUGGCAGCGACAUAAAUCUCACGUGUGUCGCCAUUCAAGCCCCGGCCCCGCCAUCCUUCAUCUACUGGUACAAGGACGGCCGCCUUAUUAACUAUUCCCAAAGGGGCGGCAUCAACGUGCUCACGGAGCGACAGACACGCACGAGCAAGCUCGUGAUUGCACGCGCCACCCCCGCCGAUUCAGGCAAUUACACCUGCUCCCCUAGCAACUCGGAUCAGGCCAGUGUCGUGGUGCACGUGAUCAAGAGCGAGCACCGCGCCGCCAUGCAGCACGAGACCAGCGCCUCCACCUGUCUCAGGUGGUCCGCACUCAUCCUCGUCGCCAUGCUCUUGAGCGGCGUCAGGUGAUGAGUGUGCGCCGCCAUUUAAGCGUUAUCGUGCCACUCCCACCACUGGCCCCAAUCAAAGAACUGAUAGAUGUGAACGACAGGCACUUGAGAAAUGUGAGACAGUGUGAGGAAGCUGAGAAGAUUCCUCGGAUAUUUGCCAGCAAAACUGCUCGAGGUGUUUCAGGAAAUCACCCCCAGCUGCAAACUAAUGAAAUUUAUCUCUCCUAGUUAUGAUAGAGUACCCAUGAACAAGGAAAAGACAUAGAUGAAUAACAAUAGAGAAAAUUGUACACUGGAAUGUCCAAGGCGACAUAACAAUUUAAGGAAGAAAUUAUUAAUCAUAACUAAGGAUGAAAGGAAACUGAAAUAUUUUAUGUCCUUCUAUACAAUAAUUAGCUCCUAAAAUGAAAACUUACGUAGUGUGACAUUUAACAUAAGGACGCUCUGGCAAGGAGAUGUAAGAAAGGGUGGAAACCAAGUGAGUUUCGCAACCCCCUAAUAUCUGUGUACCAUCUAUAAUAAUGUGAUAUACCGCAUUGAAGAGUCUCUCAAAUACUAUAGCUAAAAUUUAUCGAAUCAAUAGGCAUUUUCACCCUGUUCAGUGCUUGUCUUCCACCUCGCAACUGUCCAUCACGCCCCAAUUUCUGACCCGUCUCCAAAUACAAUAUCAGCCCGAAAUGACCUCUUUAUUCCACAUCAAUUGCGCACCACAGGAGCCGAGCAAAUAGAGCUCCAAUCCUAUGGGCAGAGUGGGAAAGUGCACCGGACACGAGACGGCUUAUCUCGCGUUCGAUAUUCAAAUUUAAUUUCCUCCGCGAUCAAUAACCUCCCAAAUGACGAAAGUAAUUAAAAAUCCAACGCGUGAAAAAUGGAAAUUAUAGUUCAAUUCAAUUCAUUUUGCCUCCACCAUUAGCCAGUGUCAUUGUUCAUUUGCACCGCCGAAGCUUAUCAAUGGUUCAAUAUUACCGCCAGAACUAUCACAUAUUGCUAAAAAACAAUCGAAUAGAACAGAUAUGGAAGUAUUUAGUUCGAUAUUAAAAAUUCCAACUCACCAUCGCGUCCAAUGACAUACUUUUCCAUUUGCCUGCAAACGAACAAAUUAAGCAAACAAUGCAGAGGGUAAAAAGCGACUAUAUUCGUUACUUAAAUAGAGGUGGAAGAGAAAUGCACCAAGCCCGUUGUAAAUAAAUGGGAUGUUAGUGAAUAAAAAAUAGAAUUAUUUUAUAUUGACGCUCUGGUAGGAAAACAGUCGUGGAAAUUCAAUCAUGAGAAGCAAGAAUCCACAAGGAUAAAAUUUGAUUUAAAUGCUUUCAAUAGCAAUGAUAUUUUUGCAAAAAUCAUUUUCGUGUCUCCUUAAAUAUUUUAUAAAUAGCAAAUGAGAAUAUUUGAAUAUUGCCAUUUUUAGUCAACCAUGACAGUUUUGAGUUUAUUCCAAAUUUUCGAAAUCCAUUGUGCAAAUAACUAUAUAUCGAGAACUAAAACAUAAACUAUGUUCAGCCCAAAGAAAGCACAAUAAAGAACUUGUUUAAUUUUCGUGUUGCCCAAUAAGCUUGAUUAAAAAUAUACAAACAAAUAUAUACAAUAGAAAUGAAUUAAAUGGAGAAUUAUUGUUUGAUUACUAUUGAGGGUAAUUUAUAUGCUUUUAUCCGAAAGGAAAAUAGGAUCAAAUACUUUGUACGUGUGAUACUAUUAAUUGGUCACAUUUUUCCACAACUGCUAUAUUGAAGUGACAACAAAUCAUGUUGGAAAACGAAAAAUAUACUUAGAUUGAGAAUAGAUAAUUUCAUUUUUGUAUAUACAAGUAAUGUAAAUAGCCAAUUAUGUAUAAUGACAUAAUAAAUAAUUUAUU